Trichomycterus rosablanca is the source of this 3116-nucleotide messenger RNA. Its product is annotated as KIAA0513 ortholog. Lineage: Eukaryota; Metazoa; Chordata; Actinopteri; Siluriformes; Trichomycteridae. The transcript has 12 exons. The record is from RefSeq and is a predicted model, not a curated record. The coding region runs from base 132 to 1370 and encodes 412 amino acids.
GCGGUCUAGAAAUUGAAGGACGCAGUGAAACAGAAGCGCAGUUUAACCUGGGACGUCUCGGCCCAGCUCCUGUUUGGGGAAACAGAAAGUGGGAGAGCAGCACCCCCUGUGAAUCUAGAGGUGUGUUCUGGAUGGCCUCUUUAAUAAAAAUGGAGCCUCCUGCAGUGGAAAACCUUCUAAACUGUAAUCCACCCUCCAGCACAGCUAUCGACCAGCCGGACCUUUUUUCUGCCGAGCCUCUUGCACCAGAACUUGCGAAUGUGGGAUCUUCCCAGAACCAAGAGCUCCCAGAACCCAGACAGAAUGGAGCAGAGGGUGCAGAGGUCAGCGAUGCUACGGAGUCGGCGGACAGCGAGAAUGAAGUCACUGAUUCCCCCUCUCACUGCUCCAGCUCCCGCCGCUCAUCUUCCUCGUCCAGUCACAGCAUCGAAGAUGCAGAUGUUACCGAAAGACGGGAAUUCAUGAAAGCCUAUGUAGAGAAGAUGUUCCAUGGAAGGGAGGACUUUGACCAGGAGGAGAAGGCGCGUUUCGGCCAGUUAUGCAGUGGAGAAAAUGGCAAAGGAAGGGAGUGGUUCGCAAAAUACGUCAGUGUUCAGCGCUGCCAUUCCAAGUGUGUGAGUGAACAGACGUUUUAUCGUCUGGUCCAGUCCUUUGCAGUCGUCUUGUUUGAAUGUUAUGAGAUGGAUGACUACAGCCCUGCCAAGCACUUAAUGACCAUGUGCUUCACAUAUUAUUACAUCGGGAAAACACAGCUGUCACCCACAGAGCUCUUUGAGAAGCCCAGCGCGGGUUUAGACUUGUGCCUGCGCAACGGGAAGGUCUGGCUCUCAGGCAAGAAGGACGUCGCUGAGAAACUUCUGAAAAAUACAUCAGCAAAGACGGACAUGAAGAGCUUUUUUAGCGGAUUGGAGAGUAAACUCAGAGGCCCGUCUGCCGGCAAGAAUGAGCAGACAGAGUCUCCAACAGAAGACAAGCAUAAAGAUCCAGCAUCCUCACCCACAUCACCCGAGAAGAAGAAAGGAGAGAAGAUUUACCUGUAUACACAUCUGAAACAGCAACCAAUCUGGCACACGUUGAGAUUUUGGAAUGCUGCGUUCUUUGAUGCUGUAAACUGUGAAAGGAACAAGAGGUCCCCCACCACCAGGGAAAAGUGGUGUCACAUGACUCAGGAAGAAAAAGAUGACAGUUCCAAAAUUGAAGAAAACAUUACUUUUGGACAGCUAGGGACAUUCACCCAUAAUAUGCUGGCCUUUGGUCUGAGUAAGAAACUCUGCAAUGACUUCCUGAAAAAACAAGCCGUUAUUGGACAUUUAAAUGAAGAACAAUAUAAGUUGCUGUGUGACCAUAUUGAACAAAUGGCGGUGGAGUGAGCGGCAGCUACAGAGCAAUUUGCAAUUCUUUUUUAUCUUGCGGUUUAGUAGCACCUAGAAUCGGUUAGCUUGAAGCUUAGUCUAUAGCCUUUACUAGUUAUUCCACAUUCUAUAUACAGUUCUAUAUUCUAUUCUUAUUAAAUUUCUACAACCCUCCACUAUUUUUACAGCAAAGAUAAUGUACACAGUUGUAGUAAAAUAUAUUUAUUUCAGUGCAGCUCAUAAUGGUUAUUUUUAGGUCUGAACAGUGGUUACAGAAGUAAAAAAUCUUUUCUUUAUAAUGUCAGUUUUACCCAAAAUGUUUAAGUGUGACAAGACCAUUUGACCAACCUGACUUCAAAAAAGUAUAUUCAACCAGUUAGGUGUCUACAUACAGACAUAAUUAGCUGUGUCUGAGGAUGAUGCCCGAGGCCCUGUGAUGGAUUGGCAUCCUGUUAGUGGUGUGUCACGGCAUCACGCACAGUGAUUUCCAGGUAACCAGGCCUAACGCAGUUCUGACCAGGGUCAAGAGGUGGUAAAUCAUGAAAAUGACCAACCUGACUUUAAAAAAGUGUAUUCAACCAGUCGGGCAUCUACAUACAGACAUGAUUAGCUGUGUUUGAGGGGGAUGGCCAAGGCCCUGUGAUGGAUUGGUGUCCUGUUAGUGAUGUGUUACUGCAUAACGCAAAGUGAUUCCCAGGUAACCAGGCCUACCGCAGUUCUGACCAGGGUCAAGAGGUGGUAAAACAUGGAAAAGAACACAAAUGACCUGAAAAAGAAUUUUAUGAAUUAACAUUGUUUAAAAAGUGAACAUACAGUGCUUGGGUCAUAUGCUCGGAACACUCAUCAGUCAGUAAAUGACAAAUUGACUGCUAGCUGGAAUGAAGCACUGUUGCACUGUUUUACAUCAUGUUAAAUUCAGUCUUUGAGCAGAGCAGAGCUAAACCCCAUUUUUUCAGUUUUACCAAACACUGUUAGCAAUUAGUUCUAGCAUAACCGUGAAGAAAAAAACCCAUUGUACUUAUUGUUUCUGACUUAUUUGAGGGAUUCCAUACUAUUUGUGUGUAAAACAGUAUUAAUAUUUGUAUUUGUAUUCUUAUACAGGGUUAUCGAGCCUCCAAAGACAACGUCAAAACCCCAAUCAGACUUUAAGUGCCUUUAUCUAACAUUCCCUGCGUGAUCUUUUAGUGUGCAGUGUUCAAGCUGCCGUGUCAACACAUAGUCCCCCAUUUAUUGUCCAGUAUGUAGGAGAAAGAGUUGUACAGUUUAGAUGUAUUUGUAUCUGUAUGAAUGCACACGAGUGUGCUGUGGAUCAGCAUGACUUUGUGAAACAGCUGGAUUAGUGAUGUGAGCUGUUACUUUGUGUACUUAUGUUGUCUUGUAAUGUAGUUUCACGUCAAACCGAUAGAGGGCGAUCAUGAACUGUGUAAAACGAAGUAUUUCUAAAUGGUGUUUCAGGAAGAUUUAUGAACACAUUUGAUAGAUAUAUAUGUAAAUACAGAGAUUUUAUUGCUAAAUGUUUAAAAGGGAACACUGGAUUGUUGAAUGUUAAUUUAUAAAAGGUGUGUGUGGUGCAAAUGGACCUUUUAUGCAUUUAGAGCAUUCCUUUUACUGGUAAAACCAUAAUGUACUGUACAAUGUAGUGCAAUACAUUAUAAACUGUCUGAAUACAUUUUCCCUAAUUGUCUUUAAAUUCUUCAUAGCAGUGUACUGUGUGAACAUGUCGCUGCAUCUAAUAUAUGUAUAUGCAUUUAUAAUAAAAUAUAU